Molecule: messenger RNA, 696 nt
Organism: Eucalyptus grandis
Lineage: Eukaryota; Viridiplantae; Streptophyta; Magnoliopsida; Myrtales; Myrtaceae
Product: zinc finger CCCH domain-containing protein 54
Exons: 1
Coding region: 1-696 (231 amino acids)
Molecular function (GO): metal ion binding
Source: RefSeq, a predicted model, not a curated record
AUGUUGAAAGGAAUCAAGAAUCGGAAUGGGGGUUGGGGUUUCCCGGAUGACCCCGCAUGCAGCAAGUUCGACGAGGUUUACAACUCGGACGAGUUUCGCAUGUACGCUUACAAAGUGAAGCGCUGUCCCCGCACGCGGAGCCACGACUGGACUGAGUGCCCCUAUGCCCACCGUGGCGAGAAGGCCCAGCGUCGCGAUCCCCGCAAGGUCCGCUACGCGGCGGUCGCCUGUCCUGCCUUCCGUGGCGGCAGCUGCCUCAAGGGCAGUUCUUGCGAGUUCGCCCACGGCGUCUUCGAGUACUGGCUCCACCCUGCCCGGUACCGCACGCGCGCGUGCAAUGGCGGCGAGUUCUGCCAGCGCAAGGUCUGCUUCUUCGCCCACUCGCCCGACGAACUCCGCCCCGAGACCAAGUACAAGUGCAGCAGGAGCGCACACCGGCCGCGAGUGGUGGAGAUUCACGGAUCGCGGAGGGUCGCGCCGGCGAGGACGCCCGGGUCGCCGAGAGGAAACGUGGGGUCUGACGUCGAAGUGGGUGAUAAAGUGUCGGAUCUCUUGAAGAGCCCGAGGAGAUUGAGCGUAAGAGGCAGCGAUGACGACGAUGGCGAUGGCGAAUUGGAAAAAGUGAAAGCCGGAUGGGAUGCCCCGGUUAUGGAUUUAUCACAUCUUGGUUGGAUCUCCGAUUUAGUGGAUAAUUAG